Molecule: messenger RNA, 5378 nt
Organism: Rhododendron vialii
Lineage: Eukaryota; Viridiplantae; Streptophyta; Magnoliopsida; Ericales; Ericaceae
Exons: 24
Coding region: 544-3174 (876 amino acids)
Biological process (GO): protein export from nucleus
Cellular component (GO): nuclear pore; cytoplasm
Molecular function (GO): small GTPase binding; nuclear export signal receptor activity
Source: RefSeq, a predicted model, not a curated record
CUGUAUAUCAGCCCUAAAAUACUGGCUGUCGAUCAGGAAUCAGAAGACCCACCCCCCAAAAUCCUGUAAAAUCUAAAUCGAAAAAACGCUCAUCAGCACCGGCGAAGAUCGACGGUUCCGUUGACGAUAAGCAAACAAUUGAUGCCAUGAUUUUAUGCUGGAUCAGAGAUAUUGUGGCUGAGAUCUGCUGAUGAUGAGUGUCAUGGAUCAUGUAUCUCGAGUCUUCUUUACUUUUUGACUUUUGAGCAUAUUCUGUAACAAGAGACAAUUCCAGAUGGAAAUAUUCUCCUGUAAUUUUGUAAAUAACACAACGUUCUGGUUCUACUAUAUUGGUUUCGACAACUCUGGCUGCACUUUGAUGUUUUGAAUUGGAUUGAAGUUGUUCUUCAUAUCUCCUCUUUUUCCGCCUUUAAAUAUAUAAUCGCACUUUGUGGGGAAUUUGUAGAUUUCUGUCGAUUAUAUUGGGAAAGAGAAAGACUUGAACUUUUUGAUUCUGGUUGCUUGAUCACCUGAAUUCUGGAAACUCUGCCUACACUGUCAACUAUGGAAAGCUUAGCGCAACUGGAAGCAUUGUGUGAGAGGCUUUACAAUUCACAGGACUCUGCCGAACGUGCUCAUGCAGAGAAUACUUUGAAAAUCUUUUCGAUGAAUGCUGAUUACAUUUCACAAUGCCAAUACAUUCUGGAUAAUGCCUCAACUCCAUAUGCACUGAUGUUGGCUAGUUCAAGCUUGUUGAAGCAAGUGACAGAGCAGCGGCUACCUUUGCAACUGCGGCUUGAUAUUCGACUCUAUCUGAUAAGCUAUCUGGCCACCAGAGGUCCUGAUUUGGAGCCCUUUGUAAUUGGAUCCAUAAUUCAACUCUUUUGUCGGGUUAUAAAGUUUGGGUGGUUGGACGAUGAUAGCUUCAGGGACGUGGUCAAGGAGUCAAUGAACUUUUUGAAUCAGUCAACAUUCCACUACGCCAUUGGCCUGAAGAUUUUGAACCAACUCAUUAGUGAAAUGAAUCAGCCAAAUCCAGGAUUGUCUUCGACCCAACAUCGCAAGGUAGCUUGCUCCUUCCGGGAUCAAUCACUUCUCCAGAUUUUCCGAAUAUCUCUGACUUCACUAUGUCAAAUUAAAAAUGAUGUUGGAAGCAAGUUACAAGAACUGGCUCUUUCAUUGUCUCUCAAAUGUCUAUCAUUUGAUUUUGUGGGAACGUCAUUUGAUGAAAGUUCAGAUGAUUUUGGGUCUAUUCAGAUUCCAGCUUCCUGGAAGCCAGUCAUUGAAGAUCCCUCGACACUGCAAAUCUUUUUUGAUUACUAUGCAAUCACCAAACCCCCUCUAUCAAAGGAGGCUUUGGAGUGCUUGGUACGUCUGGUUUCCGUAAGAAGAUCUCUGUUCACAAAUGAUACGAUGCGCCUUAAAUAUUUAGCUCACCUAAUGACGGGAACAAAAGAAGUUAUGGAAACGGGGAAAGGUCUGGCUGAUCAUGAUAAUUACCAUGAGUUUUGUCGUCUUCUCGGCCGCUUUAAAGUGAAUUACCAGUUGUCAGAGCUUGUGAACAUGGAGGGCUACAGUAGUUGGAUAAGUUUAGUAACAGAGUUCACAUUGAAGUCUCUACAGUCAUGGCAGUGGGCAAGCAGCAGUGUAUACUACCUUCUUGGGUUAUGGUCUAGAUUGGUGACAUCUGUACCUUACUUGAAGGGCAACGCACCUGUCCUGCUAAAUGAAUUUGUGCCUAAGAUCAUAGAACAUUUUAUCUCAUCAAAAUUUGAUUCUAUUCAGGCUGGUUUAUCUGAUGAUCUCUCAGAGGACCCACUUGACAAUGUUGAACUCCUUCAGGAUCAGCUUGAAUCGAUUCCUUACAUUUGCAGAUUCCAGUAUGAGAGUUGUAGCACAUUUAUAAUGCAGAUUAUGGAUCCGAUCUUGCAGUUGUAUAUGGAAGCGGUAAACCUCCCUGCCCUUGCAGAUAAUAGUGAACUUGUUAUCAUUGAAGCCAAACUUGCUUGGAUAGUGCAUAUAAUUGCAGCCAUUCUUAAGACAAGGCAGCUUAGUGGAUUGAGUGCGGAAUCACAUGAGAUACAUGAUGCAGAACUUUCAGCUCGUGUAUUGCGCUUGAUAAAUGUCAUUGACAGUGGAUUGCACAGUCAGAGAUAUGGCGAAGUAACCAAGCAAAGACUUGAUCGUGCUGUUCUAAUCUUUUUCCAGCAUUUUAGAAAGUCCUAUGUAGGAGAUCAGGCAAUGCAUUCUUCCAAGCAGUUAUAUGCCCGGUUAUCUGAGCUUCUUGGACUUCAUGAUCAUCUGCUCAUAUUAAACAUUAUUGUUGGGAAGAUUGCUACAAAUCUGAAGUGUUACGCUGAGAGUGAAGAGGUUAUUAAUCAUACUUUAAGUCUCUUUUCCGAAAUGGCCUCUGGGUUUAUGACUGGGAAGCUGCUUUUGAAGUUGGAUACUGUUCAGUACAUAAUUUCACAUCACAAUAGGGAGCAGUUCAAUUUCUUAGAGAAUUACAGGUGUUCUCGUUGCAGAACAACAUUCUAUUACACUAUUGGCUUAUUGGUCUUCAUGGAAGAUAACCUUUCAAAAUUUAAAUCUUCCAUGGGUCCGCUGUUGCAGGUUUUUGUGAGUUUGGAGUCAACGCCUGAUGCAGUAUUUCGUGCGGACACUGUUAAAUACGCCCUAAUAGGAUUAAUGAGGGAUCUCAGAGGCAUCGCGAUGGCCACGAAUAGUCGCCGAACAUAUGGGUUCCUUUUUGAUUGGUUGUAUCCGGCACACAUGCCACUUCUUCUGAAAGCAAUCACACAUUGGACUGAUACACCGGAGGUAACAAUCCCAUUAUUGAAAUUCGUGGCAGAGUUCGUGUUGAACAAGUCGCAAAGACUGACUUUUGAUUCAUCAUCGCCUAAUGGCAUACUGCUUUUUCGAGAAGUCAGCAAAUUAACAGUUGCAUAUGGAUCACGAAUCUUAUCUCUUCCAAAUCGUGCAGAUAUGUACACAUUCAAGUACAAGGGAAUAGGAAUUUUGUUGUCUAUCCUAUCCAGAGCGGAUGACUCCCGUUGUUGGACUUUUCUCAAGCAAGCUCAAGCGAUCGACCUCCUUAGCCAAUCGAUUUGGUGCUUUCUGGGCUCAUUCCUUUUUGGCUUUAAGUUUUUGUUGGUGCAAGCUAUUGUAAAGGCUGAAACCCAUGGUCCUGCAUAGCACUUGUUCGGUCGCUAUUUAAUAGCCUUGGGGCCUUCUUAUGCUCAUAAAACUUGGACCCUCUCUAGCCCACUUAUAUCCAUUGAGUUUCUUCACCCGAUCUUCCUUCAUUACCACUCCAUUAGCCCACCGAACUUGUGCCUUGGGUUCAUUCCAACUUUGUAAGAAGUUGUGAUUUGGUUGGCCCUAACCUGCUUUUGUAAAAGCUGAAACCGGUGGCCAUAGAUUGGACUGCCUACAUCACCAUUCACGCGCCUUGGGCCCUUCUUUCCUUCAUAAAACUUAGAGCAUCUCCAACCUUUGGUUCAAACUUUGGAGAUCUCAAAUUUUUUUUGAAGGCUGAUUUGGCUUAUGACACAUUCAAAUUUGACACCCACAACAUUCUUCCUCCAUUCAUGGUGUCAAAUUUGCUCUCAGGAUCUAAGACAUCCCAAACCACUAUUUUUGGUAAUCCAAAACGCCACUUUUGCAUUUGACACCUGAUGCCAAUUUUGAAGCAAGUGGAUUGUUGUCAAAUCCUUGUAGGAUUUGACUUUGCAUUUGAAGGUAAGAUAGGAGGGGCUUAUGAUGUCAAUUUUGACAAGUGGAGCUCCACAUAAGAUUUGCCUCCUCGGCCCAAUUGCUCUUAGCCCUUAGGUCUUGUGAAGCCCAAUUAUCUACCAUUGAGUUUCUUCAUUCUUGGAGCCCAAUAUCCUCCUCCAUGAGCCUUUUCUGUUGGAGCUACUUCUGAUCUUCCAAUCCCACCUCUGCCUAACCUCACAUAUCAACCCAACCUUUCUCCCUAGCACCCCACCCCCUAGCUGUAACCCCUCCAUUUUUCAAACAACCCCUUUCUCCUCUAAGUCCCACAUUGUUCUAAUGUCCAUAUAUGAGAUCCCCUGCCCCAUGCGCAUAAUGACCAAUUUUCUCUGCUGCCUCCCUCUUCCCCUCUCCAACGCACCCUUCUCCUCACCAGAAGCAAUGGAUGUCAAUCAGAAGCCUAACCGAGGUGCCGACUCUACCUAGUCUUGACCUGAAUUGAAUGAAGCCCUCCAACUUCCAUUGACACAAGAAUAGCACUCCUUUCGCCCUUAACCAAUUCAAGUUCCAGCGUCAGACGUGUCGUCUCUGGAUCCAUCUGCACAAACCUUCCAUGGAGAUGCCUGGACUUUAAAGCUUCCAAUUCCCGCAUAUAAAUUUGGAACCCACCAAGCAAUUUGAUGCCAGGCUGACUUUCCUAUAUGGUAUGUGGCAGACUUAGUGGGACCUGGAAGACUGGAUUUCAUCACAUCUGCAUUUCGGUGCUGCAAGAACCUUGGCUGCGUCCUCUUGUAACGGCAAGAAGAUAUGUAGAAAGCCCCCUCAUCUCCAUCACAUCCACUUCUGUCGGAACUCUCUAAUGUAGGUUGACCCAAAACUGGACCCCUAGUAUGUGGUAUCCGUGAAUAACUUAGAUACACCCUUAUCCUAAUGCCAAGUUACCAUGGGAUUACGGUGAACAAGCAUCCAAGCCAUGUACAAGUUGAAGUGAAUCGCUCUCUGUAGAAGACUACUAACUUACUAUGUCCUUUUGCACAAGUGAAAGAAAUAGCUCCAUCAGUUCAACAACAACAAUUUUGCUACUGGAUUAAAGGGGGGGAAAUUGUUGUUUGGAGCCAAAUGAAAUAACAACAGAAAAAAGGGGGAUGGGUUUGGGUUUCGACAGAAAAAUCAUUUCAAGCAAACAAAAAAUGCUGCACCUAAAAGGGAGAUUGGAGCAAAUAUCUAGAGAAAAGAUUUUGCAGAGCACUUAUAUGAUCCUUGUGAAGUGUGGUUAAAGAAGAAGGAAUGAUAUAAUAGAAGGUAAGAUUAUCGUAAACUUCAACUAAGGAUUUGACUUAGAAUAAGAAAUGUGUCCAUGUUGGCAGCUGCAAGUAACUGGACAAAGGCUUUGUUGGAUGAGUACUUGCUUAGUUUUCGUACAAACUAUGGUAUCUUUUUUUGAUAAUGCAAACGUUGGGCUCAUAAAAUGUGAUUAGUAAAAAAGUAAAGAGUAUGGGCAACUUAUGUUUCAUGGUUGGUGUACUCUCUCUCUCUCUCUCUCUCUCUCUCUCUCUCUCCGUAUUUGUGUGGGUGUGUGUCUCUUUGUUAUUGGUGAUUUACUUAGUCAUUGUAGCACCUGUUUUUUCUUUUGUAUUGGAUACAAAACUAACCAGAUACCAAAUAGUAAUCAUGUACUAGCAUCU